GGAGGCGGGGUCCUCGGAAUGAGGCGCGGAGCUGUUCGCUGCUCCAGGUGCUGAGUCCGGACGCGAGAGCCGCUGUCACCACCACCGCCGCCGCUGCAGUUACCGCCGGGAAGCCGGGGCCGGGAGAAGCCCGGAGGAGCUGGGCGCGCUGCAAGGCGCUGACCGCCCUCCCGCCUCUCUGAGGUUCUGACUGCAGUGCGACCACUGUGCAGCAGGAAGAUCAAGGUCGUGGACCCUCAGGUGGCCCAGUAUGGCCCACUGAGGUGAACCAUGACCGACUGGCCACUGCUCAUCACUGACCACCCUGAGUCGCAUCUCACCCAGAGGUGACCCUCCUCCAGCGGCCCCUGCCCGCCCCCACCCAGGACCGUGCCCACCCCGCCACGGACACCAUGUAGAGGGGCCGCCGCGGCGCCCAGGGAGCUGCGAUGGUUUUGUACACGACCCCCUUUCCUCACAGCUGUUUGUCCGCCCUGCACGCUGUGUCCUGGGCCCUCAUCUUCCCAUGCGUCUGGCUGGUGGACCGGCUCCUGGCCUCCUUCAAGCCCACCACCUACGAGAAGCGCCAGCGGGCGGACGACCCGUGCUACCUCCAGCUCCUCUGCACCGUGCUCUUUACGCCCGUCUACCUGGCCCUCCUGGUGGCCUCACUGCCCUUUGCCUUCCUGGGCUUCCUCUUCUGGUACCCGCUGCAGUCGGCCCGCCGGCCCUACAUCUACUCCCGGCUCGAGGACAAGGGUCCCGGCGGCGGGGCGGCCCUGCUCAGUGAAUGGAAGGGGACAGGCCCCGGCAGGAGCUUCUGCUUCGCCACCGCCAACCUCUGCCUCCUGCCCGACUCCCUGGCCCGGUACAACAACCUGUUUAACACACAGGCGCGGGCCCGCGAGAUUGGGCAGAGGAUCCGCAACGGCGCCAGCCGGCCUCAGAUCAAGAUCUACAUCGACUCGCCCACCAACACCUCCAUCAGCGCGGCCAGCUUCAGCAGCCUGGUGUCCCCUCAGGGCGGCGACGCAGUGACCCGCGCCGUCCCUGGGAGCAUUAAGAGGACGGCCUCGGUGGAGUACAAGGGCGAAGGCGGGAGGCACCCCAACGAAGAGGCUGCCAAUGGCCUGGCCUCAGGGGACACGAUCGAUGGGGGCAGCCUGGAGGACGCCUGCAUCGUGCGCAUCGGCAGCAGCGGCGGCGGCGAGGAAGGGGGCCGGGCCCCGGAAGCCGAGGACCCCCCCAUGGGGGUCCAGGCCAGGAACGGCACCGGCGGGGGCCCUCGAGGCCAGACGCCCAACCACAGCCAGCGGGACGGGGACUCGGGGAGCCUCGUGGGCAGCCCCUCGGCCUCCCGGGAGUCCCUGGUGAAGGCGCGGGACGGCGAGGACCCCGGAGCCACCAACAGCAAGCCUCCCACCAAGGCCUCGGUGGCGAAGAAGGCGGCCGCACGCCGGCGGCGACACCCCGACGAGGCCUUCGACCACGAGGUCUCCGCCUUCUUCCCCGCCAACCUGGACUUCCUGUGCCUGCAGGAGGUGUUCGACAAGCGCGCGGCCGCCAAGUUGAAAGAUCGGCUGCACGGCUACUUCGAGCACGUCCUGUACGACGUGGGCAUCUACGGCUGCCACGGCUGCUGCAGCUUCAAGUUCCUCAACAGCGGCCUCUUCUUCGCCAGCCGCUACCCCAUCAUGGACGUGGCCUAUCACUGUUACCCCAACGGGAGAGGCACCGACGGGCUGGCCUCCAAGGGAGCGCUGUUUCUCAAGGUGCAGGUGGGAAGCACAGCUCAGGACCAAAGAAUCGUCGGGUACAUCACCUGCACGCACCUGCACGCCCUGCCAGAGGACAGCGCCAUCCGCUGCGAGCAGCUGGACAUGCUUCAGGACUGGCUGGCUGAUUUCCGAAAAUCUACCUCCUCGUCCAGCACAGCCAACCCCGAGGAGCUGGUGGCGUUCGACGUCAUCUGCGGAGACCUGAAUUUCGACAACUGCUCGUCGGAUGACAAGCUGGAGCAGCAACACUCCCUGUUUACACGCUACAAGGACCCCUGCCGCCUGGGGCCUGGGGAGGAGAAGCCCUGGGCCAUUGGCACCCUGUUGGACCAGGAUGGCCUCUACGACGAGGAUGUGGCCACCCCUGACAAUCUGCAAAAGGUUCUGGAGAGCGAGGAGGGUCGCCGGGAAUACCUGGCCUUCCCCAGCAGCAAAAGCCCAGGGGGGUGCCAGAAGGGGCGCAAGGACCUGCUGAAGGGCAACGGCCGGCGCAUCGACUACCUGCUGCACGCCGAGGAGGGGCUGGGCCCCGACUGCAAGGCCGAUGUGGAAGAGUUCAUCUUUGUCACCCAGCUGGCGGGCCUGACUGACCACAUCCCGGUGGCCAUGCGACUGAUGGUGUCUUCGGGAGAGGAGGAGGCUUAGAGUGGCCCCGUCACCAGGAGCAGCGGGCUCCGCCGGCUCUCGGAGCUUCGAGGGGGGCCCUGCCUCGGGCCCCCUCCUCUCGACAGCAGCACCUCCCGGUGCCGGGGGAGCCACGGCCCGUGCCCACGCGCUGGAUGCCCUGCACCUCUGUGCUCCGGCCUCGGCCCGGUGGAGCCAGGCCCGCCCGGGGCCCCGCUGCCCAACCAGUGCCAUUCUUCGACCACGAGAUUUUCUACGAUUCUACAGCACAACCUAGUUUGUACGCAGUGGGUCAGUGUGGGAACCGGGGUUCCGGACUCUGUAUCUCCUCAAGCUUCGUCCAGGGUUCAUUGUCCUCGUCUGCUGCCAUGUUGUCUCGCAUGCCCGCACCCUCGCAUGCACGCAGUCCGCAUGCCACGUGCCACGCCGUAGCCACAGACCCCUCACUCGGGCCUCACCCAAGGCCGAACUCCAAACACAAUCAGAACCAGCCAAAGAAGCACUUCCCGGGCACAGGGCUGCCAGCCAGCCCCCG
Messenger RNA from Sorex fumeus (smoky shrew), 2916 nucleotides. It is a transcript of the gene SMPD3, whose product is annotated as sphingomyelin phosphodiesterase 3. Gene Ontology annotation, biological process: sphingomyelin metabolic process. Gene Ontology annotation, cellular component: cytoplasm; extracellular region. Gene Ontology annotation, molecular function: sphingomyelin phosphodiesterase activity. The coding region runs from base 429 to 2402 and encodes 657 amino acids. The record is from RefSeq and is a predicted model, not a curated record. NCBI's taxonomy places the organism in Eukaryota, Metazoa, Chordata, Mammalia, Eulipotyphla, Soricidae. The transcript is spliced from 9 exons.